CGCACAGUAUUAUCAUAAUAUGUGCGCAUCUGAGUCGUUUACACAGUAGUACACUCUCCUCUUCCCUUAUUUUUCUCACCUUAGUAGGGUUGCAGCAGAUAAACGCCACCUCUUUCUCUCUCCUCUUUCGCAGCCUUCUAAACUACUAUUCAACUUCUCUUUCUCUCUCCUCCUUCAACCAUGGGCGCUUCGCUUCCUUCUAAGGAAGCUAAUCUCUUCAAGCUCAUCGUCAAAUCCUAUGAAACUAAGCAAUAUAAGAAAGGAUUGAAGGCAGCAGAUGCCAUACUGAAAAAGUUUCCAGACCAUGGAGAGACUCUAUCCAUGAAAGGGUUAACUUUGAAUUGUAUGGACCGUAAACCAGAAGCAUAUGAGCUGGUUAGGCUUGGAUUAAAGAAUGAUCUCAAAAGUCAUGUUUGUUGGCAUGUUUAUGGUCUCCUAUAUCGCUCAGACAGGGAAUACAGGGAAGCUAUAAAAUGCUACAGAAAUGCCUUGAGGAUCGAUCCUGAUAACAUUGAAAUUCUGCGAGAUUUAUCUCUCUUGCAGGCUCAAAUGCGCGACUUGGCUGGUUUUGUGGAAACAAGGCAGCGACUUUUGAGCUUGAAGCCCAAUCAUCGCAUGAACUGGAUCGGAUUUGCAGUUUCCCACCAUCUAAACUCAAAUGCAUUAAAAGCGAUUGAAAUUCUUGAGGCUUAUGAAGGGACACUGGAAGAUGAUUAUCCACCUGAUAAUGAGCGAUGCGAGCAUAGCGAAAUGGUGCUGUAUAAGGUGUCUUUGUUGGAAGAAUGUGGAUCCUUGGAGAAGGCUCUUGAGGAGUUACAGCGGAAGCAACCCAAAAUUGUUGAUAGAUUAUCUUACAAAGAGCAGGAGGUUUCUCUUUUGGCGAAACUUAAUCGCCUGGAAGAAGCUGCUAAAUUAUACAGGAUACUGCUUUCCAUGAAUCCUGACAAUUACAGAUACUAUGAAGGGUUGCAAAGAUGUCUUGGACUGUAUUCUGAAAUAGGGCAAUACUCUGCUGAUGAGAUAGUGCAACUUGACGCCUUAUAUCAAUCAUUGCAGCAAGAAUAUAAAUGGUCAUCCGCUGCUAAGCGAAUUCCACUUGAUUUUCUACAAGGGGAUAAGUUUCAAGAAGCUGCAGACAACUAUAUCCGGCCUUUGCUAACCAAGGGAGUUCCGUCUUUAUUUUCAGAUCUGUCUCCACUGUAUGAUCAACCUGGAAAGGCAGACAUUCUUGAAAAGUUGAUAUUUGACUUGGAGAGUUCGAUCAGGAAAACAGGAGGUUAUCCUGGGAGAACCGAAAAAGAGCCUCCUUCUACCCUAUUGUGGACCAUGUUUUUAGUAGCACAGCAUUACGAUAGGCGUAGUCAGUACAGCAAUGCUCUUGAAAAAAUUGAUGAAGCUAUAAAUCACACUCCUACUGUGAUUGACUUGUACUCUGCUAAGAGCCGAAUCUUGAAGCAUGCUGGUGACUUGAAGGCCGCUGCUGCUUUGGCAGAUGAAGCUCGAUGCAUGGAUCUUGCUGAUCGCUACAUAAAUAGUGAAUGUGUCAAGCGUAUGCUGCAAGCUGAUCAGGUAACUUUAGCUGAAAAAACAGCUGUCUUGUUCACAAAAGAUGGUGAUCAGCACAACAAUUUGUACGACAUGCAGUGCAUGUGGUAUGAGCUCGCAUCUGGUGAAAGCUACUUUAGGCAAGGUGAUCUUGGACGUUCAUUAAAAAAGUUCUUAGCCGUGGAGAAGCAUUAUGCUGAUAUAACUGAAGAUCAAUUUGAUUUCCACUCAUACUGUUUAAGAAAAAUGACCUUGAGAACGUAUGUGGAAAUGCUGAAGUUCCAGGAUCGUUUGCAUUCACACUCGUACUUCCAGAAAGCUGCAUCUGGGGCAAUCAGGUGCUAUAUUAAGUUGUUUGACGCCCCUUCCAAGUCAGAAACUGAAGACGAUGAGGAGAUGUCGAAGUUGCUUCCUUCACAGAAAAAGAAAUUGAGGCAAAGGCAGAGGAAGGCAGAAGCACGGGCUAAGAAAGAAGCAGAAAGUAAAAACGAGGAAACAACUACAAGCAAUGUUUCUAAAUCUGGGAAACGACAGGUCAAAGCUGUGGAUCCUGACCCUCAUGGAGAAAAACUGUUGCAGGUUGAGGACCCAAUGAUGGAAGCUACAAAGUAUUUGAAAUUGCUGCAGAAAAAUUCAGCCGAUUCCUUAGAAACACAUUUGCUCUCUUUUGAAGUAAAUAUGAGAAAGCAGAAGGUUCUACUUGCGUUUCAGGCUGUGAAGAAUUUAUUGAGGUUGGAUGCCGAAAAUCCAGAUUCACAUCGCUGUUUGAUAAGAUUCUUUAAUAAGGUGAGCUCUAUGCCUGCUCCUGUCUCUGAUGCUGAGAGGCUUGUCUGGAACGUCAUUGAAGCAGAGCGUCUAUCUAUCAGUCAAGUGAAUGAAAAAUCAUUAAUGGAUGCAAACAUGUCGUUCCUGAAGAAGCAUGAAGACUCCUUGAUGCACAGAACAGCAGUUGCAGAAAUGCUCCAUCUUUUGGAGCCAAAUAAGAAGUCUGAGGCUGUCAAAUUGAUUGAGGAAUCAUCUAAUAACAUGUCGAUAAAUGAUGGCCCUGUCACACAGUGGAAGCUUAUGGACUGUAUUGCAGUUCACAAAGUCUUAGAAAAUGGUUUGGUUGAUAAGGAUGCAUCAACUAGAUGGAAGACCCGAUGUGCUGAAUAUUUCCCUAAUUCAGUGUAUUUUGAAGGGAGCCGGAGCUCUGCUGUCUCGAAUGCCUAUCUGAAUUCUGCAAUCCAAAAUUCUGAAAACGGUGCUGCAGAUCAUCCAGAGAUUAUUGGAUCAGUUGGAUCAAACGGGAAACUGGAAUCAUUUAAAGACCUCCAGAUUUAACAUACUGACUUCUGCUCAGCAGACUGAUCUACGAGUAUAGGACAUGCCUAUUUAAACAUGACAAGGUCAGAAAGUCGCAGAGAGAAGGGAUUGAUUGUGAUACUGUCGAGUCAAGGCAAUCUUUAUCCCGGAUGAUAUGCAAGUCAUACUUAAGUUAUCGAACUCAGAAGCCGCAGGUUCUAUUGUGCAAGUUUUGGUCCCCACGAUUCACGAUUAUCUAUAUGCCUUGCAAAUGUGUAUAAUUAGAUCCAUUAUGAUUAGUAUUUUUUUUCUUAAUUUUUCCCCACCUCAGCGCUUACAGUGAGAUCCUUGCUUUGGGUUGUGAUAAUGGUUGGGUCGCAUACUCUGCAUUUGGAGUUUGAUUCUUCUUUCCAAGGAACCCGGACGGAUAACAGAAGUUUUUGAACUACAGGGUUCCGUUUUGUGAUCUUAAAAAUGUGGUGCUCCAAAUUGUUGUAUUUCUUUUUGAGAUUUUUUUGAAAUUGUCUUGUAUAAACGCCAUAUUUCAUGGGAAAAUUUUGGUCAAUACUAUAAUUUAAGUAGGGUUCAUGUC
Molecule: messenger RNA, 3421 nt
Organism: Beta vulgaris subsp. vulgaris (sugar beet)
Lineage: Eukaryota; Viridiplantae; Streptophyta; Magnoliopsida; Caryophyllales; Amaranthaceae
Product: N-terminal acetyltransferase A complex auxiliary subunit NAA15
Exons: 26
Coding region: 181-2868 (895 amino acids)
Biological process (GO): N-terminal peptidyl-methionine acetylation
Cellular component (GO): cytoplasm
Molecular function (GO): protein-N-terminal amino-acid acetyltransferase activity; protein binding
Source: RefSeq, a predicted model, not a curated record